AUUUGACCACAUCAUAAGAUAAAAAAAUUUCUUUUAAGUUAAAAGUUUGUUUUCUAUUACUCAAAGGUCAGAAGAUGGAGAUUCGGACGCCUGAGAUCAUGUCGUAUCCAUCAAGGUUACUCAUAGAUUAAUUUUUACCUAACAAUUCAUAAGAUUAAUUAUAAUUUAAAUUUUAUCGAAACUUAUUUAGUUUUCAUUUUAAAUUCAAUAAAACUAUCCAAAUUUAUGUAAAAUCAUUCUGUUUUCUAUAAAUUAUAUAUUACUUGAAAUUUUCUAAAAGUUUAACGAUAACUAAUACUAAGUGAAAUAAAAGAACAACUUAUACUUUAAUUUUUUUAAGAAUAUAAGAAAGUAUUUGUAGUUUGUUUUUUUUUUUGAGGAAAUGAAAGUACUUGUAGUUGCAUGCUUUAAGCUGGGUAUAUGCUUGUGGACUUACUAAGAUCACACGGAGAAGAGGGAGCCAUUUUCUCCAGAAAACUACAGGAUCCGCGCAAAGGUGCAUUGGGGCGUGUAAUGGCGGAACCACCACCAAAUCUCAUGGUGAAAGCGAGAGACGUUCUUGCGACUCCAAGCCACCAAGGUUUAGAGAGCGUUGUCAGCCAUCUCUUCUUUACGCGUCAAGAAACCACCGAAUAUCAAACGGCGAAUGCUCUCUUCAACUUCCUCACCCUUUACUUCGCCAACUGCUUAACCCUAAAGCUUCUACACAUGUACCGAUCAUCUUCCAUCGGCGUCCACAGAUCUCACUUGAUCAAUCUCCUCUUCGAAACCCUACACGAGUACAAGAACCGCAGGUUCGAACUAUCUCUCGUCGCUCUCAACGAGAUCAAACCACUUGUGAUCUCUUGCUUGAGGAUGCAAGAACCCGAGAUCAUAAACCUCAGGCGGAUCGUGUCUUUCAUCGCUCACGAUGUUAUGAUACUCGACAACGGCGGAUGGGACGAGCUCAGCGAAUGUAUCUACGAGAUAUCGUGUCACGAUCCUCUAAAGGCUUUGCACGUCUUCGCGGACUUGCCUCCAGUGUACGAGAGGUUCAUACACAAUUGCGGAGGGAUGGUUGUUGAGAAGGCAGAGAAGGUGCUGCUUGUUCCUUACCAAGAUCAAGUUGAUGAUUGGAGUUUAGGUUUACAAGCUGUUGUGAAACUUGGGAUUCAAGUCUUGGAUUCUGAAAUGAAAGUCGAUAUGGUGAAGCGUCUUCUUACUCUUCUUGUCAAGGCAGCGAAUGAUCUUGUGGCGAAGGGUAUGGAACAGUUUCUGGUACGAGGGCUUGCGGAUCUCGAGAGGUUCUUGGAACGAGAGAAGAGCUUGUAUAAUUACAAUAAGGAUCAAUGCGAAUUUGUGUCUUGUUUCUUGUCCAAGAUCAGAGACUUGGGACCACUAACCAAGGAGGCUACGGAGAGGAUCCAUCGUAUGGUUAUCUCUAGCCCAUCAAAAGUUCAUGGAGCAUGUUCUGAAGGUGAAUGGUUUGAUCGUUUGAACAACUUACCGCCUCUUGAGAUUUUAAGAAUCUUUGCGUCUACUGAUGUUGAAGAGAGGUUCAGAGAUAUGGCAAUCAGACGGCUCAACGUGUUACUCUCUGACUACAUUUCAAGGGAAGAAGUGUCAACAGACGCUUCAUUGUUGAGAGAACUUCAGCCACUGCUCAUCUCUUGCCUUUGGGAAAAAGAAGGAAUCUCUGAGAGCAUGUUCAGAGUCCUUGGUGAGGUUGUCUACCACGUUGCGUUUGAGAUGAUGACCUCCCAUGUUGAGUUAUGGGAUGAUCUCGGCUACUAUAUUACAUCACACAUCGAAACAGAUUUUCAGAGAGCGGUUUAUGUCUUCCAGUGCUUAACAAUGUGGCUUCAUGAGGAAUUUAUUGAUCCUAUAGUGGAGCAUCUGCUCCCAGAGAUAAACAAAAGGCUAAACCCACCGAGUGAUGUUUUGGUAGAUAACAGUUGCUGGGUCUUGGCGUUUUUGGGUGCCUUCUGUGCCAUCAGUCAAUUGGUAGCGAUGAAAGAUUAUGCUGAAACUGUGAUGGAGAUGGCUGAUAAGAUGGUAGAUUCAGUGAGAGAGCUUGUGGAAAGAAAAUUGGAAGUUGGGUUUGUGAGGAGAGCUUUCAGAGAUUUUGAAAUCAUUGUGAAGAAGCAAAUGGAAUGGUAUCGUAUGAACGAAUACAAGUUGACCAAGUCUCUGCUUCAUAGACUCUACGUAAUCAAAGGCAUGACAAUGGACAGCAAGAUGGUGUUGUGGAGAAUCAACGUGUUUGUGGAAAGAGGAAUGGCUGAUCAUGUGGCCGCUUAAGGGUUGUAUAAUCUGAUGGUUAGUCUAAUAUUUUGUAUAUACGUUAGUGCCAAUCAUUCUUUCAUAUAGUUAGAGAUGAUUCUCUUUAGUGUUUCCUCUUUGGUUAUGUCUCGAGUUGAACAAUCAUUCUUUCAUUCAAUAAAAAACUUAUCUCUUGAGGGUU
Molecule: messenger RNA, 2443 nt
Organism: Brassica napus (rape)
Lineage: Eukaryota; Viridiplantae; Streptophyta; Magnoliopsida; Brassicales; Brassicaceae
Exons: 1
Coding region: 421-2280 (619 amino acids)
Source: RefSeq, a predicted model, not a curated record